This is a messenger RNA of Castor canadensis (American beaver), 743 nucleotides long. It is a transcript of the gene Nedd8, whose product is annotated as NEDD8 ubiquitin like modifier. NCBI's taxonomy places the organism in Eukaryota, Metazoa, Chordata, Mammalia, Rodentia, Castoridae. Gene Ontology annotation, molecular function: protein binding. The record is from RefSeq and is a predicted model, not a curated record.
UCUGGUGUAACUAAAUUGACUGCCUUCUUUUUUGUUUACGACGCUACUGAAAGAAAACACGAGAGCAUUCCCGAACUUUACGGAAACGCCGUGGAAGGAGGAGAGGGUGGAGCUAGAGAGUGACCCGGAAACAGAAGUGACUCUCACAGGCGGAGUGCUGGGAAGCGGUAUCGGCGAUCGCAGCGGGAGAAGCAGCAAUUUAUCUGCUUGCAGCCCCAACCUGGGAAGAAGAUGCUAAUUAAAGUGAAGACACUGACCGGAAAGGAGAUUGAGAUUGACAUUGAACCCACAGACAAGGUGGAGCGGAUCAAGGAACGUGUGGAGGAGAAAGAGGGAAUCCCCCCCCAACAGCAGCGGCUCAUCUACAGUGGCAAACAGAUGAAUGAUGAGAAGACAGCGGCUGAUUACAAGAUUCUAGGUGGUUCAGUUCUCCACCUGGUGUUGGCUCUGAGGGGAGGAGGUGGCCUUAGGCAAUGAUGGACCUUCCCUCCCUUUUACCUCCUUACCCUGUUGCUCAUAAUGAGGCAUCACAUAUCCUGUCGCUCUCUGGGACACCAGAGCCACCAUCCCGUCCCCUGGAUGCCCAGUCUUGUGUGUCUACUGGUGGGAGAAUAUGAGGACCCCAGGAUGCAGUGUUCCUGGCCCAAAGGGCGCUUGCUGGCUAUUGGGAUGUCGCUUGCCAUCCUGUGUGCUUCCCUCUCUUAUGGCUGUGUCCCUGUUUGUCAAUAAAAUAUUUCCUGGCC